CUAUUAAAUGAGAGAACUACCCAUAUUUCGAAAUUGCUAAUACCUAUUAUUACAUUGACUAAUAACAUAUGUCAUCCUUAUUUAUACCAUCAAAAAGGGUUUGGCUGUGUCCUUUAAAAUAUAUUUCCAAGAUGGUGUGUCCCACUAAAUCUACUGCUUCCGGUUUUGAUGUACUUAAUAUCAAGGACUACAUAUUGGAGAAAUAUGUACCUCUAAAACUGUCGGAACCCAUUUACUCGGUUAAUUUUGUGGAUUGCUUGAAUGAAAACAAGUUCCCCAAUGAGCACUCACAACUUCAAUGUACUGAACUUGUUUGGCCGUUUAGCAGAACAGGAGCUUCGCCAAUACAAGUACCUAUUAGUGCGGCACAAAUCAUGGCCGAAGCAGAUGAUGAAAUCAAAGGAAAACGGAUAUUGGAAAUAACGCUCAAUAUGGAAUCAGUUGGAGAUUAUUUUAAACCUGGCGACACAAUUGGUAUACUACCGAUAAACAACAUUAAUGAUGUGCAAUUACUGCUAAAACAAAUGGAACUGGAAAACAAUAUUGAUGAUACAUUCCAAUUGUUGAUUUCUCCAAAGUGCAUCAAAAAAACUGCAAAGUUACCGACACACAUUCCAAAUCGUUGCACACCAUAUCAAUUGUUGCGUGAUUGUUUAAGCAUACAUGCCAUACCAAAGAAACAAUUUCUUAAUGUUUUAGCCAAUUGUUGUGAGGAUAAUGAUGAACGAGCAUUUCUAAGCAGUUUAUCGUCAAAAGAAGGCAGUAAUUAUUACAACGAACUUAUUUUAGAACGUGGCCUUAAACUUCUCGAUCUGCUAGAAUUAUGUCCAUCGUGUAAACCUACAUUAGAAGUACUUAUUGAACAUCUUCCACGUUUACUGCCGCGUCCUUACUCAAUAGCAAAUAACCCUGUAGCUAAUGAUUUAAAAAUUAUAUUCUCAAGACUCACAGAAAAACCUGGUGUAACAACUGAUAUGUUGAACAACUUGACGAUACGUUUCCUCAACUCUGCUAAUCCUUUAGAGUUGCCAACAAUUACAUUGUAUGCACGACAACCAAAUCAAUUUCGUUUUACCGCAGAAGAAGCAACCGAAAGAAAUCACAUUCUAAUCGGUGUGGGCACAGCUUUAGCACCGUUUUUAGGAUUUCUAGAACUCAAGCAACAAUUACUUGAGAAUGCACCGUUUAAAACAUUAGGUGACACUUGGUUAUUUGCUGGUGCCAUCAAUGAAACACAUCUACCACAUAGAGAUCGAAUAUUAGCAUGUAAAGAGACUGGUGUACUGCAACGCUACUUUGAAAGUUUUUCUCGUGUGUCCAGUGCCUCAUUUCACUAUAUACAGGAACAAUUAGUGGCGUAUGCCAGCGAAUUUGUUGAAUUUUUACAUCAAGAAAACACGAUGCUGUACAUUUGCGCUGAUGGUGGAUCGAUAUCAAAAUCAAUAGAAAAGGCAAUUGUAGAAUGUUUAACACAAGUUAAACAUAUAACGCCUGAAGAAGCUACACAAGAGUUGAAAUUAUACAAACAAAAUGGCAAAUAUCGUGAAGAUUUGUGGUUAUAAUUAAUUUGAAGUGAAUACUUGCAUAUGAGCGAGUAUAUAUUUGAAUUGUAAAUAAACGAGGGUUAAUAUUAAAAUAAAAAAUAAUUUAAAAUUGACAAUUUUAAUUUUAAAUAAAAAAUCUUAAAAAGUGUUACAUACAUACAUAUGUACAUAGAAACAUACAUACAUAUGUACAUAGUAAAUAUUCGAAUAACAAUAAAGCAGCUUGUAAAAAUAAAA
Messenger RNA from Zeugodacus cucurbitae (melon fly), 1781 nucleotides. Its product is annotated as methionine synthase reductase. The coding region runs from base 69 to 1562 and encodes 497 amino acids. Gene Ontology annotation, molecular function: [methionine synthase] reductase (NADPH) activity; flavin adenine dinucleotide binding; FMN binding. NCBI's taxonomy places the organism in Eukaryota, Metazoa, Arthropoda, Insecta, Diptera, Tephritidae. Gene Ontology annotation, biological process: homocysteine metabolic process. The transcript has 4 exons. Gene Ontology annotation, cellular component: cytosol. The record is from RefSeq and is a predicted model, not a curated record.